ACAAAUGAUUUUCAGCGCUGGGGCGCAUAGAUUCUUCCAUACACCUUUACCGCACACUAACAUUUCCCCUCUGGCAGCUCCUCCUCCUUCUUCCUUCUUAUUCUCUCUGUGAUUAAUGGAUUAGAGGAAUUUCUUACAGCAUUAAAUAAACAAAACCCACCAACAUAAAUUCUCGAAAUUCCCACGCUGCAGUGCUUGUCUGCCGUCCUGCAAAUCAACCCAUCACAACAACAAAAAACCGCUUAAUCCACGAAACUUCUCGAAACUUCCCCUUCACUGGUGUCUCUUUGAUCCUCUCUGCUCUCAGCUUUGGGAGCUAGCAGCUCUCACCGGAGAGGGUGAUCAUCGUCGCCGACGAGGUAAUUGUCUUGUGUACGACGCUUAUUUCUGUUACUCCUCGUAUGUGCUUUCCUUUUUUUGUGUUGGUUGUUUGAUUGGUGACUAUUUCUCGAUUCCGGGUUUCGUUGUUUGGUUGGUGGGGAAAUGGUAAUUGGGCAAGUGUGGCUGUGGUCUUAGCUGAGGGGAAAUGAAGGAAAGAUGGGAUCUUUUUUAAUUGUGGUUGAUUUGUCUUUCUUGGUCUGGUUUUAAGCUCCAGCUGGACACUUUGAGCCAUUGUCAUUGCAUAAUUCCUGCUAUUUUUGGUACGGAUGUUAUGGGCUUUGUCCCCCAACUCUGCUGUUAAGUUAAACCAUAUGAAAAGCUUUGUUGGGUUGGGGUUUGCUUGUAAAGAUUGCCUCUGAAUUGUGACUUUACGCGAACUGAAAGCUGUGGUUUUGGUAUGGUUUGGGGGUGGGUUUUAGGCUAUGGUAUUGGGAAAUGUGGGACUGUUGUUGAACAAGUGGCCUUAGAACUUUCCCCAAAACCUAGUUGUGAUGAGAUGAAAUCUUCAGUUUCUUGUGCUUGCUUGAAUCUUCAUUGUAUCACUUGGUGCAGAGUGUGUCCUAGCUCUACUAGGAUGACAGUGAAUUUUGCUCUCUCCUACCAUGCUGAACUCAUGACUCCUCAUGUUUCUCUUUCGCCUUCAUUGAUUUCAAUAGCAUGUAAGUCAAACUCAUGAAGCCUAGCUGUAAUGGAAUGGCGAGACUGCUUCACUAUGACAUGAAGGUAUUUGGAUCAGAGCAAUUCUCGUGCUCUCUAACGAGUGAGCAAUUCUUUCCCAGUUGAUUCCUUCGAUGUCUGCCCAUCUUUGUUCAUGAAUCGGCAAACCUUUAGGAUGUUUUGAUGAGUCUGAAUCAUGUGCAUCUCAGCUAAUUCCAACUAUCAUUGCUCUUGAAACAGUGUUACAGAUAUGAACAACUGAAGUACGAUUAGCACCUCGACUAGAUCUCCUGUGUCUUUAGCAAUCACCCUCAGUUUCUCAUGGCUUCUUCAGUGGAAGGUCCAGAGGAAGUUCCCUCGAAUGAGAAGGAGCAACAAAAGACUGCUGAUAAUGUCAGACCUGAAAAGGGUGAAGAGACCGAUGAUAUCAAAACUCAUACAUUACAGAGUCAAGAAAAAACAAUGUCAAUUGUUGUCCAUGAACAAAUUCCAAAGGAGCCUGAUGAUGGAGCAAGUGUCUCUUCCGUUGAGCGUGUGAAAGUCUUUCAUGCCACUCCACAUCCUUUACAAUCCAUUAAGGAUGGAAGAAGUCCUGCCAUACGUGAGAAAGUGUUGGAGGAUGGAUACAACUGGAGAAAGUACGGGCAGAAACUUGUUAAAGGAAAUGAAUUCAUUCGAAGCUACUACAAAUGUACUCAUCCCAGCUGUCAAGUGAAGAAGCAGUUGGAACGUUCACAUGAGGGUCAGCUCGCAGAUAUCGUUUACUUUGGCCAGCACGAUCAUCCUAAGCCUCAAGCCAAUCUCACACCAGCUGUAGGUUUUGUUUCAUCGAUCGAAGAAAGAUCCGAUGGCCCUUUGUCACCUGCUGUGAAAGUAGGGAAAGGGCGCCCCCCAAUCAAUCCCACAAAUGCCUCCCAGAUGUCCACACUGACAUCUACUGAGGAUGUGAGAACCGUGCCAUCCGAAGUGACUAGGAAAAGAGAUGAAAUUGAUCAGGAAGAUGAUCACCAGUCUAAACGGCAGAAGAAAGCGAACCGUGGGAUUGUUGAUCCUCCUGUUGUAGACAAGCCAGCUGGUGAACCACGAGUGGUUGUCCAGACUCUGAGCGAGGAGGAUAUCGUGAAUGAUGGAUAUCGUUGGCGCAAAUAUGGCCAAAAGAUGGUCAAAGGAAAUCCUAACCCGAGGAGCUACUAUAGGUGCUCGAGUCCCGGCUGUCCAGUCAAGAAACAUGUCGAGAGGGCAUCCCAUGAUCCCAAGGUGGUUAUAACCAGUUACGAAGGAGAACAUGAUCAUGACAUGCCACCGUCAAGGACUGUUACUCACAACAUACCUGGUCUGGACGCUUGUACCUCAAACGUUCCUACCGAACAAAUCGACUGCAGCACACCAGCUUGUAACACUCCUGAUGCCAAUGCUAAACCCAAGGAACAACUUAAUGGUGCGUCGAGAACUAAAGCCAAAGGGGACAAGGGCAAAGAAGGUCUUGUUGACAAGGGGAGUGACAAGGUUUGUUCAAGUCCCAUUCACCUGGACGAAUUGAAAUCGAAAGACCAGCAGAAUGAGAAGUCAAGCGCCUUGGAGGAAAGUGAUGCUGCUGACCAUGAUUCCGAUGCCACUACUAGUUUUAUUCUUGAAGGCAGAACAAAUGACCAACCCACUGGUGAGUCAAAAGAAGCAUCAGAAGAGAAUGGUUGCGAUUCCAAAGUUCAUUCUGCUGCCACUACUCAUCCAGACUGCAAACCAACUCAGCAACACAUCCCGGAUUCGGAGCCUGUUCAACUUAACUGAAAGUAGAUUCUUUAUCUUGAACUUGUGGGUGAAAAAUGAAUUGUUU
Molecule: messenger RNA, 2872 nt
Organism: Linum trigynum
Lineage: Eukaryota; Viridiplantae; Streptophyta; Magnoliopsida; Malpighiales; Linaceae
Source: the annotation of a GenBank genome assembly